This is a messenger RNA of Anopheles aquasalis, 2129 nucleotides long. RefSeq names its product Succinyl-CoA:3-ketoacid CoA transferase (gene SCOT). The record is from RefSeq and is a predicted model, not a curated record. Gene Ontology annotation, cellular component: mitochondrion. Gene Ontology annotation, biological process: ketone body catabolic process. Lineage: Eukaryota; Metazoa; Arthropoda; Insecta; Diptera; Culicidae. Gene Ontology annotation, molecular function: succinyl-CoA:3-oxo-acid CoA-transferase activity.
CCCUCCGCCGCGGAUCAAAACAAAAAAGUCCUUCCUCGAAGCCGCCUCCGUGGUCGUUUUGUUCCGCUGAUCGCCAGCUGAAAUCGUUCGAUCCGGUUCCGGUGGUUCUUAGCUCUCCGUCACCGUGAUUAUUCCGUCGAGUUGUGUCGACCACAGAGCAUCCGCUAUCUUUUAGUUUGUUCAGUUCCGGAACACGACAGUGGUCUCCGAAAUGGCUCUCUCGCUGUGCAGGACACAAAUUCUGAACCGAGCUAGUCGGCGACUAAGUGGCAGAAUAUUGGCCUGGGAAAUCUCCAAGGUACUCGCCUGCCAAUAUUCGACGCAAAAGCGCAGCAAAGUCUAUGGAAGCGCGGACGAGGCGAUCGCCGAUAUUCCCGACGGCGCUAAGCUGUUGGUCGGUGGUUUCGGAUUAUGCGGUAUCCCCGAAAACUUGAUUGCGGCCCUCGUCAAGAAGGGCACGAAGAACCUGACCGUCGUGUCCAAUAAUGCCGGAGUUGAUACGUUUGGACUCGGGCUGCUGCUCAAGGAGAAGGCGAUCAAACGUAUGAUCGCUUCGUACGUUGGCGAAAAUGCCGAGUUCGAGCGUCAGUACCUGUCCGGCGAACUGGAGCUGGAGCUAACGCCGCAGGGCACGCUAGCGGAGAGGAUUCGUGCUGGCGGUGCCGGUAUUCCUGCCUUCUUCACACCCACAGCCUACGGAACGCUCGUUCACGAGGGUGGCUCUCCGAUCAAGUACGGCGCCGGCGGUACGAUCGAGAUCGCGAGCGAACCCCGCCAGAUGCAGCUGUUCAACGGCAAACCGUACAUCAUGGAGGAGGCUAUUACGGGAGACUAUGCGCUGAUUAAGGCCCACAUCGCCGACGAGGCCGGUAAUUUGAUUUUCAACAAAUCGGCGCGUAAUUUCAACCCUCCAAUGUGCAAGGCGGCUAAGGUGACGAUCGUAGAGGUGGAGCAGAUCGUGCCAGUUGGCGAACUCGAUCCGGAUCAGGUGCACAUGCCGAGCGUGUUCGUGCAUCGCAUCAUCAAGGGACCGGCGUUCGAGAAGCGCAUCGAGCGGUUGCGAGUGCGGGAUGCGAAGAAGAGCGCCUCGGUCGUUUCCUCGACUCCGGCUGCUAAGAUGCGCGAACGCAUUGUAAAGCGUGUCGCGAUGGAGUAUCGGGACGGUAUGCACAUCAACCUUGGCAUCGGUAUCCCGGUGUUGUCCUCGAACUUCAUCCCGGAGGGUAUGAAUGUGCUGCUCCAAUCGGAGAACGGCAUUCUCGGACUCGGUCCAUUCCCGGAGAAGCACGAGGUCGAUCCGGACUUGAUUAAUGCUGGCAAGGAGACCGUUACCGUGCUUCCCGGGUCUUCCUACUUUUCGUCCGAUGACAGCUUCGCCAUGAUUCGUGGAGGACACAUCGACAUUACCGUGCUCGGUGCGAUGGAGGUGUCACAGUACGGUGAUCUAGCCAACUGGAUGAUUCCGGGUAAACUGGUGAAGGGUAUGGGUGGAGCGAUGGAUCUAGUAGCCGCCCCGGGCACCAAGGUGAUCGUCACGAUGGAGCACAACGCCAAGGAUGGUUCGCACAAGAUUCUGGCCAACUGCAAUCUGCCAGUAACGGGGCGGAACUGCGUUGACAUGAUCGUCACCGAGAAGGCCGUCUUCAAUGUGGACAAAGAGCACGGACUCACGCUGAUGGAAUUGGCCGAGGACUGUACGGUCGAGGAGGUCAUCACUAGCACCGGCUGCGAUUUUGCCGUAUCGCCGGAUCUUAAAAAGAUGGCUCAAGUGGACGAUGCGUGAUUAUGAAACCGCCACGGGACGGGCUUUCGUGUUCCCCAGAGCUGAAGGAGAUGGGAAUGGCAUUUAAUGGCCGGUGGCAACUCUGGUACAACAAUCUUUGCUGUGCCAUCGAAAGGUGACUGGAGUUUGUUAAAUUGUUUCAACCCUUUUUUUAAACCCCCUUUCUCCAACCACGUUAACGGAUUAGAACGUUCUAAGAACACACAACACACACGCACUAGCACACAGGAAAAACGAUAAGGAAGGGUUUGUCUGUAUGUUAACAGAAAAUCUAGAUUAAGCUCGGUCGCAUGAUGUGACGAUAAACGAAUGGAAAUAAACGAAAGUACGUAUCGAAUGAAAUGGA